CGCAGCUCCGCCGUGGUUUCGGUUGAGCAUUCUUGGCAACGGCUCGCUCGGUGAACAGGCAGCCAACCGUCGGCCAACGGCUGUUUCCACAACGGCUGGAGAAUUAUUUUAACGGAUAACCGGAGCCGAGCGGAAACACCGGAGCGGCGCCAGAGUAAAACACUGAGCCUUCCCUUCCUGCACUGUGACGUCCAACCUCACCACACCUGCUUCACCUGCAUACUGCACAGCUGAAGGCAGAACAAGAGCACUCAAACUACUUCGGGACAGAAGAAAAGAUGGGCGCUGUGGCCGUGAGCAUCCGCAGGGAGAAACUGGAGGACACCAAAGACCUGAAGGACCAGUACCAGUACCGCCUCAUCGUCAGAACCAGCGAGCUUGUGACCCUGCGAGGCUCCAUUUUAGAGGAUGCGGUGGCGUCUACAGGGAGGCACGGCACAGUGCGGGGUCUGCCGCUCAAGGAGGUCCUGGAGCAGGUCGUCCCCGAGCUCAACGUCUCCUGUCUGAGACUGGCGCUCAGCACACCGAAAGUCACAGAGCAGCUCCUCAAACUGGACGAACAGGGGUUAAGUCAGAAGCACAAGGUGGGUGUUCUGCUGUGCCGUGCGGGCCAGAGUACAGAGGAGGAGAUGUACAACAAUGAGGAGGCGUCACCCGCCUUCUCUGCCUUCCUGGAGCUGCUGGGGGAGCAGGUGCUUCUCAAAGGAUUCACCAAAUACGCCGCACAGCUUGACGUAAAGACGGACUCUACGGGCACCCACUCCCUGUACACCACCUACCAAGGCUACGAGGUCAUGUUCCAUGUGUCCACCAUGCUGCCGUACAUGCCCAACAACCCCCAGCAGCUCUUGAGAAAAAGGCACAUAGGGAACGACAUUGUCACCAUAAUCUUUCAGGAGCCGGGAGCGUUGCCUUUCACCCCUCAGAAUAUCCGCUCACACUUCCAGCACGUCUUUGUUAUCGUCCGUGUGCACAACCCCUGCUCUGAAAACACCUGUUACAGUGUUGCUGUGACAAGAAUGAAGGAUGUGCCUCCCUUCGGCCCACCCAUCCCCAGCGGUGUCACCUUCCGUGACCCAGAAACCUUUCGUAACUUCCUUCUAGCCAAAAUUAUCAAUGCAGAAAAUGCAGCGCACAAGUCUGAGAAGUUCCACACCAUGGCGACACGAACGCGGCAGGAGUACCUGCGCGACCUGGCUGAGAACUACGUCAGCAGCACGCCGCUCGACUCAGCCGGCAAGCUUAACAAUCUCAUCUCCCUGGCGUCCAAAAAACGUGAGCGCUCCAAGGCAAGAGAGGGAGCGGAGCUGGGAGCCGCGGGGGCCGUCGCCUGGAGGGUCCUAGCCCAGGACUUCAGUGGAGGCGGGACAGAGCUCCCCUGUGCCUUGGGUUUGUCAGCAGAAUACAUCCUCCUGACAGAUUGUUCCACCAAAGAGGUGGUGUUUAACUGCUUCUGUGCGGACGUGAUCGGCUGGACGCCGGAGCGGCUGGCGCUGAAGAUCUUCUACGGCAGAGGAGACCACAUCGCAGUGCGGGUACCAGAGGGCUGCGCACAGGACAUCAGGGAGGUGGUGCAGAGAUUAAAGUCUUUGACAGUAGGAUGUGAGACGGUGGAUAUGACUCUGAGAAGAAACGGACUGGGACAACUGGGCUUCCAUGUUCGCCUGGAUGGCACUGUGGCCGAGGUGGAGGAGUAUGGCUUUGCCUGGCAGGCGGGACUGAGACAGGGCAGUCGGUUAGUGGAGAUCUGCAAGGUGGCCGCGGUGACGCUGACUCACGAGCAGAUGAUCGACCUGCUGAGGACGUCGGUCACGGUCAAAGUGGUCAUCAUUCCUCCGUACGAAGAAGGGGGGCCUCGCAGGGGCUGCACAGAGGAGUAUGAGAUGAAGACCAUGGAGCAGAAGCCAGAACCUGAGCCUCUGGCAGCAGGCUACCGGCCCGCCCCUCGCCCCACGUGGCGUUGGGACAGCCCACCCAUUCCUCCAGGGCUCCACAGCGCCCCCAACCCGCAGCGCUGGGCCUCCAUAGGUCCCCCACCUCCUCCGCUGCCCCGCUCACACAAGACCCUGAUACCGGUUCCCUACAGGGAGCCUCAGCACCUCAGCAACAUGAAGAGGCCAAUGAGCUACCCAGAGAACCACUACACUCUGUCUCCUGCAGGAGGCGACAGAGUGCUGCCCUACAGAAACCCCUCAGCCAGCUUCUCCUCGCCCUCCUCAGGCCUGGUCAGCCUCUCCGCGAUGGGGCCGCCUGGAAUCACACCAGGCCCCUUCGUACGCUACAAACCCUCACCUGACAGAUAUGGAACAGCACAGCGCUCCCUGCUGCCCUAUGAGCCCCACCUCAGUGUGGACAUCACCUCCAGUGGAGAGUCCUCCUCAGGCUUCACCAGUCAGGAUAGCACCAUGGAGCGCUGCAAAACAGAGCCCCUCUGGCAUGUCCCAGUGUCGUCGUCUCGUGGACCGGCAGGUGGAGGGGGGCAGAGGAGAGUACCCAGACAGGAUGUCCCGGGGAAAGAUUCUCCAAACAGACACUCGAAGGGCGAGACUCAGUACUCCAGCCACUCCAGCAGCAACACCCUGUCCAGUAACGCCUCCAGCAGCCACAGCGACGAGCGCUGGUUCGACGGAGGAGCCGGAGGAGAGCGAGGAGGCGGGGGUUGCCUCGGCGACCCGGCCGACCCCGACCCCGACCUUCUCAACAAGGGGGGAUCUAACGACAGCGGCAUCGAUGCCUCAACCCACUACAACAGCGCUCGACACGGCAACGUGACCAACAACCAGUCCCACAAACCCAUGCACAGCUUCGUGACCUACAGCGGCAUGCAGGAGCUGUCCGUGGGAAGGAGCAGCGGCGGGGGGGAAGCGAGGAGACGAGAGUCUUCGCCCGUCAUACCAGCGGCAGCCAAUAAGAACAAAGGAUAUCGGACGAGGACGUUCCCGCCUCCUGGCUCCAGCGCUGAUAAAAUGGAUGCUUUCAAACCCAGGGCCUACACACCGCAGGGUUACAAGACUCCGACAGCUGAGAAAACCCGGCCGGUCCGAGCCGCUACGACCACACCCACUUCAGCUCAGUUAGGCUCCAUCCCUCUGUCCAGCUCUGCCCCCAAGGCCUUAUAUGGGAAGAGCAGGCCGAGCGCCUGGCAGAACGAAGACAGCAGCCCGUCACCUUCAAACGCAACCACAACGUCCAGCUCCGACAGCAGCAGCAGCAAGAAGCAGGUGGACACAAACUCAAAGAACGUGUUCGGACAACCUCGUCUCCGAGCGUCACUGAGGGACCUGCGUUCUCCGCGACGGACUUACAAAAGUACCAUCGAAGACGACUUGAAGAAACUGAUAAUCAUGGACAACCCGGGAGAGACGCCUCAAAGAGAUCCGUCUCCCAGACGAACCCUGCAGCGCACCUUUUCAGACGAGUCACUGUGCAGCGGGCGCAGGGAGGCCAGCUUCGCCAACUCUGAGAACCAGACGACCCCCACUGACCUGUUCACCUGCACUCUGCCCGCACGCAGACACGCCCCCUCCUCCAACCACAUGCAGAACAAGAAGGUGCCUCUGUCUGCCUCAGAACUGUCUCUCACAGAAGUUAGAGACAAAGUUCCCCCCCUGAGGAGGCUCGAUCCCGGGCUGAUGCCUCUUCCUGACACAGCCUGCGGACUGGAGUGGUCCAGCCUGGUCAACGCCGCUAAAGCCUACGAAGCACAAAGAGCAGUUUCCCUCUUCUCGCUGACUGAGCCGCAGGUUGGAGGUCCAGACAUGAGACCAGUCGUCAGUCCAGUCCAGUUUCUCACUCCUCAGACACCUCGGACCACACCGACCUUCAGCGGGGACGAGGUGCCCAACGAUCUGUCUGGUCGACUCUACCACCUGGAAGUGAUGUUAAAACAGCUGAACAACGACCUGGAAAGAUACAGGUGGAGAGCAUGACCGCCAGCGAGCAGCUGCGCAAGUUCAGCCGGAUCUUUACUAACCUGGACAAGACGGAAAAUGACCAGGAGGCUCACUCCCUAACACACGAAACCGACUCAAAGAGGGAGUGAGGUCGACGCCUGAAGAAGAGGAAGAGGAGUGUGGAGAGAGAGAGAUUUGAUUUUUAAAAAUGCAACACUCCCAGAAAGCCUGUGCACAGACAGAGCAGAGACCCUCCCUCUCUAUUCUCUGAGCCCGUUUAUUUUUAUAAACUGAAGUCAGAACGUCUUAUAUACUUGUCUUAUAUAUGAAUACACGUGCUACUAUGCCAGAGGAGCGAGUAGGAGAGCAGACUGACUGUUUUAGAGAACACUACAUCACCUGGAGAGGCCUAAUACUGUUCCUGCAGCGAAUCAGCCAAAAGAAAAAGAAAAAU
This is a messenger RNA of Morone saxatilis (striped sea-bass), 4347 nucleotides long. Its product is annotated as signal-induced proliferation-associated 1-like protein 3. Gene Ontology annotation, molecular function: GTPase activator activity; protein binding. Gene Ontology annotation, cellular component: Golgi apparatus; plasma membrane; cytoplasm. Lineage: Eukaryota; Metazoa; Chordata; Actinopteri; Moronidae. Gene Ontology annotation, biological process: regulation of small GTPase mediated signal transduction; activation of GTPase activity; establishment of epithelial cell polarity. The record is from RefSeq and is a predicted model, not a curated record.